CCUGGGUAAGUCACGGUUUCUCUUUUACUUAAAACUGUUCUUGCUUCUUGCUUUUUUGACCUGCAUUACAUGAAUUUCAUUUUAAUCAGUUAAAUUUAUGGCGCACAAGCUGAAAUACAUUUCAUACUAGCAGCUGUCUCAGUACAGUGCUGUGUUUUAGUAUCAGGUUUUUCUCACAAGAAGUGAGCUGGUUAUUCUUGAAUUUAUGAAAGUUGGUGACUUUUACUGUGAGGGAGGGAUUUCGUUUGCAGUGUUUGGCUACUGAGGCUAGUGUAAACAAAGCUUUAACGUCACUAAUGUUUGAUAAUGAAGGCAAAACCCUGUCACGUUGAGAAGAGAACUUAUGGUGUAAUAUUGUUUAUUGUAUUGCAUGAAUUGCUCAAAUAGCCUUAAAAACGUUUUGUAGCAGACAUCUGUUCUUUCAAUGUUCCUGUCAUUGACUAUUUAUCAGAGCCAUAUGUAUUGUAAAAAAAAUAAUUGAUUUAAGAUCAAAGCAUGCUUUUGUAUUUAUGGAAACCUAACAUCAUUGUGCAUGACUGAAAGAUUCACAAACAUCAUAGUUUUGUGCCAUACAUCAGAUUAUCGGUCUCUCUUCCUAUUUACUAAUUUCUCUUUUCAAAAUGUAAAACUCUAUUUGCUUCACUAAAUACUAGAUUUAGAUUGUACACAUAAUUUGAUAUAUCACAUGCUUGAUCAUUUAUAUAUAACUACUGAAACUGACUUACGAUGGGGUUACGUUCUGAUUAACCCAUUCUAAGUGGAAAAUACUGUGAAGGGAGGAGCAUCGGUAACUUCCUGUCAUCUGGUAUAAAGUUCCGUAUUGGCUUACACAUUUAGCAAUAUUAUAUUACACUACCCACCCUGACCAUUUUUAGAGUUCCACCCUGAAUUUUGAGUUGUUUUUUAAGAGCUUGUUUUUUUAUUAUUAUCUUUUUUUUUGAUGUUUAAAAAAGGAUGGUACCACGACUGCAUUUGCCAUUGUGCAACUGCCUCAAUGUGAUGAUGCUGAUAUAGUGGGACACCUGAUUAUGGCCUGAAAGAAGAAGUAAGAAUCAGUAGUUGUGGUCAAAAAAUUGUUACAAUAUAUGUUGGUUCAAACAGUGCAACAGGAAAGACAGGUGUAUUCUGGAUUAUAGGGGGGCAUUUGGAAUUGACUUAUAUUCUGCAGACGGUAAGCAAUUUUUAUAAAGGGUUAUAUUCAAGUCACUUUGUCAUUUUGCAUUCAUGAAACAAAAUUGCUUUUCUGUAGAGCAGCAUACAGCCAGAACAGGGAACAGCUAAAAAAACAGUAGACAAUGAACAAAAAAUACUGGCAAGGAGAAUUAAUAUGUAUUAAGUAUGACAUAAAUAAAUAAAAAAAAAGAAUACACAUGAAAAUAGAAGGAAAAGCACAUCAGUACACAACAAUGACAACAACAAUGACAGCAAAUAAAACUGUACAGGUAAACAGACAAUAGUGCAAAUAACAGAAAAAGUGCAAAUGUGCAUUUUGUCAGUGUUUAUGAGGUAAGUGGGAGUUGAGAAGUUCAGCUUGGGGCAAAAUGUUUGCAGAAGCUGGUGGUGGUGAAUCUAAACAAUGCAAAGUAUAAUACUUCAGUCCACUUAGUUUACAAUUCAAAUGGGAGCUAUACAAAGAAGGCUAAAGUACAGGAAACAAAAAGUAUUUCUGCUGUGUCAUCUUUGGAGGCUGCAUAAGGGGUCAGACAUCAUCGUGCUCAGAUGCAUGCUAUGCGUGUUGGGUCGCAGGUGUGAUGGCGGUGUGCAGGUGUUCCCCCUGCACCACAGACUGGACUUGCUGGAGGCCUGUGCCGACCUGGUCAAUGCAGAGUGGCCUCGGAGCCGUGCUGCCCGGAUCCACGGAUUACAGAAGUCCUGCCAGAACUUUCCAGUGUGCCUAGUGCUUCUGGAGCGAGCCGCUGAUGAGGAGCAGCUGCUUGGCCAUGCCAGGCUGUCUCGAGUUGUCGGACAAUGUACCAACCUGUUUGUGGAGACCGUGGUGGUUUGCCAGGCUCAGCGGGGAAAAGGCUACGGGCGCAAGCUGAUGGAGGCUGCCGAGCGCUAUGCCAAGGACAGGGGCUUCCGGAGAUUGUGCUUGACCACACACGACAAGCAGCAUUUCUAUGCACACCUUGGGUAUGUACUUUCUAAGCCGGUCCAGAAUGCUGGAGCCAUGACCUCCUUCAUGCCCAUGGAGGUUCUGCAGAAGUUUUCCAGGAUACAGGACACAGUGUGUUCAUCUGGACCUCCGAGGAGCUCCGCUAGACAAGGUCUUCAGAAGAACCUUCCAUCAAACUCGGAACCAGAUCCUCCUCAAGUUACUUGUCCAACUAAAAUCCUCUGUCUUAAACCGCCUGCCGUUACAUCUCAACCAAGCAACCAACCUCCUCCGCCACCUCCUGCUCCACCUCCUCUGCCACCUCCUGCUCCACCACUGCCUCCACAACUUCCUGCCACCUGUCACCCGAUACCUCCAGUAGCCCAAAGCCAGAGCAAAACGCAAACCUUAUUAGAGACCCCAUACAGAGAUGCUAAAGGAAUGCCAAUCUACUGGAUGCAUAAGGACAUUUAACUGGGAUUACUACCUACAACAGUUGUCACAGUAAAAUGAGAGGUUCAAGACAAAUGUCAAAGGUUGCUGACCCUGGUGUGCUGAUUGAAUACAUUUGGCAAAUGAAAAGCAAAACAGUUAUGAUAACAACAUUCAUAGUACUAAUAACUAAUUUUGCUUAAAAUAAAUGAAUGCGAGUUAA
Molecule: messenger RNA, 2750 nt
Organism: Brienomyrus brachyistius
Lineage: Eukaryota; Metazoa; Chordata; Actinopteri; Osteoglossiformes; Mormyridae
Product: N-alpha-acetyltransferase 80
Exons: 1
Coding region: 1619-2569 (316 amino acids)
Biological process (GO): protein acetylation
Cellular component (GO): cytoplasm
Molecular function (GO): N-acetyltransferase activity; acetyl-CoA binding
Source: RefSeq, a predicted model, not a curated record